AUGGGCGCCGAGAAACUGAUCAAGUCGGUCGCAAUCAUUGGCGCUGGCGCCUCGGGGACUAUCACAGCUGCCGCGCUCAAAGCAGAGAAUUAUUUUGACCGGAUUAGAAUCUUUGAGCGACGUGAGACGGCGGGUGGGACAUGGAUAUUUGAUGCCUCCCCAGGGCCAGAGCUUCCCAUAACCCCGGGAAAGCUACCUCCACAGAUCGAUCCGCCUCUGCAGAUUCCCGACCAGCUUCCCCAGGUCACUGCUCCAGUUGAGCAGGAGCGAUAUUCCAAGACACCAGUCUAUAACUCCUUGACAACAAACGUUCCUGAUAUAGCAAUGUGCUUUUCUGACGCACGAUUCGCAUAUGGACCGUUCCCACCACAUCAUGUCCCAAGGCAGUACUUGGAGAAUUAUGUCGCAACCCACGAGCUGGACGAGAAUUUAGUCCUGAGCACUACUGUUGAGGACGUAUCCCGGAUCCCACCGUCCUCAGAAACAGGUCUCGACAGGUGGAAACUGACACUGCGAAAACACGAUGCGCUGCGGCGGGUUGAUGUGUGGUGGACAGAAGAUUUUGAUGCCCUGGUCAUCGGAAACGGGCAUUACUCUGUACCAUUUAUCCCGCAGGUGGACGGGCUGGAAGAGUAUAUCAAGAAAUACCCAGGCCGUGUGGUUCACUCGAAAUACUACCGCUCGCCGACGGUAUACUCAGGGCAGAAGGUCCUGACGAUAGGCAACUCAGCGUCGGGCUCGGACAUCUUCAAUGAGCUCACCAAGACUGCUCACCUGCCGGUGUACAGUUCCCGCCGCCACAAGAGUCCGUUCGAAAGCGACAAGCCAUCGCCCGGCGUCAGCUGGAAACCCAUCAUAACGAAAUAUCACUCCGAUGGGACGAUUGAGUUCGAAGACGGCUCGACCCUGGGCCCCAACGACGUGGACAAGAUUAUUUACGCCACGGGGUACAGGCCGUCCUUCCCGUUCUGGAACGAGCGGAACAACGGCCGGCCCAUAUACGACUACGAGGUGGGAAAGCUGGUCAAUAUAUACUGGCACACCUUCUUCCACGACUUUCCGUCGCUCGCGGUCGUAGGCAUCGAGAAGGGCCUGACGUUCCGGAGCUUCGAGUACCAGGCGGUGGCGCUGGCGCGCCUGUUCAGCGGCCGCAACGCCAUCCCGCUGCCUCCGAAGCGGGAGCAGCGGCGGUGGGAGGAGGACAGGACGGAGUGGGUCAAGGCCACAGGCAAGAAGUUCCACGACAUCGAGAGCCAGCCGGGCCGGCUGGGCGAGGACUCGUUCAAGUGGCUCGGGUACCUCUACAGGCUCGCCGGCCUGGGCACGCUGACGGGUGACGGGCGCGUGCCGCCUGUGCUGAGCAAGGAGCUGCUUCAUGCAGUGAGGACGAUCCAUAAGUACCCGCAUUACGAUGAGGAUGCGGCUGAUGGAGAAAGCCACGGUUCGUCACUUGGUGGCAGGAGCACCAUCUCGACUAGAGCUCUCGCCAUAACCCAGAGCUCGCUUGCCCACCCGCCAGCCGCUCUGCAGAGCCUUCCUCGUCCCGCGAUCCUCCCGCGCACACACGCCCUCUCGAGAUGCUUCUCGCAGACCGCCGCGGUGGGCGGCAAGAAGAGCAAAGAAAGAAGGUCUAGCAAGCGAGCGGCAGAGCGGGAAGAGGCAGAGGACGCCGAAGAGGAAGUGGAAGAGGCGCCACCGCGGGGCCGCGCAAAGGAGAAGGCGGCGCAGCAGGCGAGCAGCGACUUCGACCGCGAGGCGGCCUUCGACCUGGCCGACGUGGAGGCCGAGUACGCGCGCGUGGACGAGCGGUUCGAGAAGCGGCUGCAGGAGUUCCGCGUCGGCGGGCGCUUCAACCCGGAGAUGCUGGGCCAGCUGCGCGUGCGGCCGGACCGCGACUCGGCCGAGACGUACCCGCUGCGCGAGCUGGCGCAGGUCGUGCACCGCGGCGGGCGCAGCGUCUCCAUCAUGGUCAGCGACGCCGACUACGUCAAGCCCAUCAUGUCCGCCGUGCAGGCCAGCGACGACUUCAACCAGCAGCCGCAGCGCGACCCGGACAACGAGCUCGAGCUGGUGCUGCGCAUCGAGCCCGAGAACCCCGAGGAGCAGCAGAAGCGCCUCCGCGGCGAGGUCAACGGCUGGAGGGACGCCGUCAGGGAGGUCAUGUCCGCGAGGAGACAUCGCCACGCCGCCUGGCUCAAGGAGAAGCACAUCACAAAGGACGACGUCAAGGCGCUGGAGAAGAAGAUCAAGUCCAUGCAGGACAAGAAGAUCGAGCAGGUUGACAGGAGCGAGAAGCAGAUGCUGCAGCAGAUGGCCAACAGGCAGAAGCGCCUGUGA
Messenger RNA from Diaporthe amygdali, 2337 nucleotides. RefSeq lists its product as uncharacterized. Bases 1 to 2337 code for a protein of 778 amino acids. NCBI's taxonomy places the organism in Eukaryota, Fungi, Ascomycota, Sordariomycetes, Diaporthales, Diaporthaceae. The transcript is spliced from 6 exons. Gene Ontology annotation, molecular function: flavin adenine dinucleotide binding; N,N-dimethylaniline monooxygenase activity; NADP binding. The record is from RefSeq and is a predicted model, not a curated record.